Molecule: messenger RNA, 659 nt
Organism: Pyrus x bretschneideri (Chinese white pear)
Lineage: Eukaryota; Viridiplantae; Streptophyta; Magnoliopsida; Rosales; Rosaceae
Product: protein SENESCENCE-ASSOCIATED GENE 21, mitochondrial
Exons: 2
Coding region: 106-414 (102 amino acids)
Biological process (GO): response to stress
Cellular component (GO): mitochondrion
Source: RefSeq, a predicted model, not a curated record
UUCUCGCUGCUGUAGAAGGUGAAGGUUUUCUCUGCUACUAAGCUUUCUGCAGCAGUGUUUGGAUUCCGAUCUCUUUUAAAAGUUUCAGUCACCGAAGAAAAAACAAUGGCUCGUUCUUUCUCCAACGCUAAGUUUCUCUCUGCUCUCGUCGUCGACGGUUUCUCGAGCUCUAUCACCAGACGUGGAUAUGCGGCGGGUUCGCAAGGAGUUGCGUCGAGCGUGGUGAGAGGAGGAGGUGCUGCUAAUCCCAGAAGCGUAAACGUGGCGAAGAAGAAUUCCGGUGAGGAAAAGGUGGGCUCCACCUUCAAGGUCUCGUGGGUCCCCGACCCAAAAACCGGGGUUUACGGACCCGAGAACGGCGCCGAGAAGAUCGACGCUGCCGAGCUGCGCGCGGCGCUCUUGAAGAAGCAUUAAUAAAAUUAAAGAUGAAAACAAAAACAAAAACAAAAAUUCUUGUAGUUUAUUGUUGAAACGUACGAGGAAGUUUGUACGAGGAAUGGGCUGUCGGCGUGUUUGUGUUUGAAUUCUUCGGAGUUCAGACUUGGCCGGAAAAUAUGUAUGAUUUGUGGUAAUAGCUGGUUCCUCCGUCCUCUGAUCUGAUUAGGGACUUAAGCAUGUAUUAGUUAACUUUGGCAAUAAAAGGAUUAUUAAUUCUCUAA